UUACCCGGCAUACAGCAGCAGGAGCAGGCUGGGCUUAGGGAUCUAUUGUUCCCUGUUUUAUUACCGCAAGAGCUCAUUCGCACUCAUUAAGUAGCCAGGGGAAUAAGAGAAACACAGAGGGAGAGGAGAGCGUGAGGAAACCUCACCCUCGCUUGCUCAGGAUUACUUCUUGGAUGCGGUGGCGUGGACAAAGCAGAAAAUUCACUUGAGUGCCGCUCUCUACCUUGUGGCCAGGCUCACAUUUUCCUCUUGAUUGCAUUGGGAACAGCAGUAUUUGCCGUGCGGUGGCCAUGGGGACGGCCGGCAGAGGUAUCAGGAUCCGAGAGGUAUUGAAAGGAGCCCCACUCCUCUCUCUCUGGACGUUAGCGCUGCUGUUUUUACCCAUGUGGGAACUGGAUGCACAAGCUGCAGUGGAAACUAGACCCGUGUACAUCUGGCGAACAGGUCCGUGGGGUCGUUGUAUGGGAAGUGAAUGUGGUCCUGGAGGCAGCCAGAGUAGAGCGGUAUGGUGCGCUCAUUCUGAAGGUUGGACCACCCUGCAUACCAACUGUGACCAAGCAGAACGACCAGACAACCAGCAGAGCUGCUUCAGGGUGUGUGACUGGCACAAAGAGCUGUAUGACUGGCAGCUGGGUGCCUGGAACCAGUGUGUCCCAGUGAUGCGCGGUGCAAGGGUGCAGCGUCCUACCACGUGCACUCAGGGAGAGGAAGGAAUUCAGACCCGUGAGGUGGGAUGUGUUCAAAAAGCAAAGGGGGAGCCUGCAGAAGAUGCAAUCUGUGAAUACUUUGAGCCCAAACCGCGCCUGGAGCAGGCCUGUCUCAUCCCAUGUCCUCAGGACUGUGUGGUGUCUGAGUUUAUCCCGUGGACUCCCUGUUCUAAAACCUGCGGGAUAGGGUUACAGAACCGCAUCCGCUUUGUUCUGGCUCCACCAUUGUUCGGUGGGGCAGCCUGCCCAAAUCUGACUGAAUUUCAGACAUGCCAGCUAGGUCCCUGUCAGGGAGAAGAGAGCCUUUACAGUCUCAGGGUGGGUCCCUGGGGCCCAUGCACUGUCCCACUGCCAAGGCAAACCAGACAGGCUGACAAACCACCAAGAGAGAGUGAAAAACAACCCCGGGAAAGUGCUAAACUUUCUAAUGAGGGAGACAAACUCACCAAAGAGGGUGAAAAACCACCCAGAGGAGAUGGCAAACAGGCCAGAGAAGGUGAAAAACAGUUAAAAGAAGGAGACAAACAGCCCAAAGACGGCGAAAAUCCACUUAAAUCCAAAAGAAAACUGGGCAGGGGAAACAGGAAUAGGAAAUCAGACAGGCCAUCGCUGCUGGCUGAUCGGCCGAAACGACAGAAAAAAGCAAAAAACAAAGAAAAAAGAGAGAAAUUAAGAGAGAAAGUCCAAGAGAGGUUAAGGGAGAGGGGCAAAGCAAAAGAUGCUGAGACCAGAGAACUCAUCAAAAAGAAGAGGAACAAGAAUCGUCAGAACCGCCCGGGAGGAAAGUUCUGGGACCUACAGACCGGAUUUCAGACCAGAGAAGUGACCUGUGUGCAUAAGAGCGGGGCUGUCGAAGCUCUCAGCCUGUGCUCUCAGGAGACUUUGCCGGUGACCUUCCAGGCUUGUGUGAUAACCAAAGACUGUGAUGUGACUGAAUGGUCCAAAUGGUCUGCUUGCACCAAGGAGUGCUAUGACCCCACCAGUCCCAAGGCGGUGUGGACUCGCACUAGAAAAGUGACCCAGUUCCCUGUGGGUGGAGGAAUAGAUUGUCCAGAGUUGGAGGAGAAGGAGCCCUGCACCCCCCAGAGUGACGUGGUACCACCCUGCAUUACGUACAGCUGGAAGACCACAGAAUGGACAGAGUGCAAGGUGGACAUGCUACUGAGCCAGCAGGACCGCCGACGUGGAAACCAUACAGGAAUGUGCGGAGGUGGUACUCAGACGCGGGAGGUGUACUGUGUGCAAGCCAGCACUGACACACCAUCAAACCUCAGUCCUCUCAGGAGCAAAGAAGCACUGCGGCCAGUGGACAGUAAGCUUUGUCUGGGUAUUCCUCCAAACACCACCCAACUCUGCCACAUAAGCUGUCCUGUUGAUUGUGAGGUAUCUUCGUGGAGCACGUGGGGACCCUGCACGUAUGAAAAUUGUCAAGACCAGGUAGCCAAGAAAGGCUUUAAGUUGAGGAAGAGGAGAAUCAUCAAUGAACCAACAGGUGGGACAGGAAACUGCCCCCACCUGGUGGAGGCCAUACCAUGUGAAGACCCGAGCUGCUACGACUGGCUGGUGGUUAAACUGGAGGACUGUAUCCCAGAUAAUGAGGAGAAGUGUGGACCAGGAACCCAGAUCCCUCAGGUCCAGUGUGUCAACAGUGACGGUGAAUAUGUGGAUCGACAACUCUGCCAGGAUGCCAUCCUUCCUAUGCCAUUUAUCUGCGAGGUGCCUUGCCCUAAGGACUGUGCCUUGAGCCCCUGGAGCCCCUGGUCUCUCUGCUCCCAUACCUGCUCUGGAAAGAACACAGAGGGCAAACAGACCAGAGCUCGUUCCAUCCUCGCCUAUAAUGCAGGAGAAGGUGGAGUCCAGUGUCCAAACAUCAGUGCUCUGCAGGAGGUGAGAAGGUGCAAUGACCAUCCCUGUACGGUCUACCACUGGCAAACUGGUCCAUGGGGACAAUGCAUCGAGGACUCUUUCAUUCCAUCAACCAACACAUCUGUGGGGCGUACUCGUGGAGAUGAUGUCUCCUGUUCUGUGGGGAUGCAAACCCGCAAAGUCAUUUGUGUCCGGGUGAAUGUGGGCCAGGUUCCUCCCAAAAAGUGUCCAGAGAGCGUUCGUCCAGACACUGUCAGGCCCUGUUUGCUGCCAUGCAAGAGAGACUGUAUUGUCACCCCAUACAGUGAUUGGAGCCCCUGUCCAUCAACGUGUCAGACAGGCGGUAACACUAAAAAGAAGCAAUACAGGAAACGGCUCAUCAUCCAGUUGCCAGCUAACGGAGGACAGGACUGCCCUGAGGUACUGACCCAGGAAAGAGAUUGUGAGACUCCCUCUGUCUGUGAGGGAUACAGAUGGAAAACUCAUAAGUGGCGAAGAUGUCAAUUGGUUCCAUGGUCUGUUCGGGAGGGCAGUCCUGGGAAUCAGGAGCUCUGUGGGCUAGGUCUGCAGGUUCGAGCUGUUUCAUGCCGAAAGCAGGAUGGUGGGCAAGCAGACAUUGAAGCUUGUCUUAAGUUUGCUAGCUCCAUGCCAUCUCUCACCCAACCCUGUCAGGUGCCCUGCCAGGAAGACUGUCAACUCAGCAGCUGGUCCAAGUUUUCUUCCUGUACAGCAGAUUGUGUGGGUGUCAGAACCCGCAAAAGGAUGCUAGUAGGGAGAAGUAGAAAGCAUGACCAGUGUAAAAACAACCAGCUGUAUCCCCUAAGUGAGACUCAGUACUGCCCAUGUAAUAAAUACAAUGCCCAGCCUGUAGGCAACUGGUCGGACUGUAUCCUAUCCGAGGGUGGUCGCAUGGAGGGUCAGCUUGGCAUGAAGAUACAAGGUGACAUCAAAGAGUGUGGCCAAGGCUACCGCUACCAAGCCAUGGUGUGCUAUGACCAAGACAACAGGAUAGUGGAGACUUCUCGAUGCAACAGCCACGGGUAUAUUGAGGAAGCCUGCAUCAUUCCUUGUCCAUCUGACUGCAAACUAAGUGAGUGGUCCAACUGGUCUCGCUGUAGCAAAUCAUGUGGCAGUGGGGUCAAAGUUCGCUCUAAAUGGCUCCGAGAAAAACCAUACAAUGGUGGCAGACCUUGCCCUAAAUUGGACCAUGUCAACCAGGCUCAAGUCUAUGAGGUGGUGCCUUGCCUCAGCGACUGUGGGCAGUAUGUGUGGGUGGCAGAGCCUUGGAGUGUGUGGAAAGUCAGCAAUGUGGACCUGAAUGACAACUGUGGUGAAGGUGUUCAAACCCGAAACGUCAAGUGCAUGCUGAACACUAUAGACGGGCCCUCUGAACAGGUGGAGGACUACUUGUGUGACCCAGAGGAAAUGCCUUUGGGGGCCCGCAAGAGCCACCUGCCCUGCCCGGAAGACUGUGUGUUGUCAGACUGGGGAGCUUGGAUCCCAUGUCCACUGCCAUGUAGUGAGAACAGCACCCGGGAGAGGAGUGCUUACCCGCUCCGACAGCCAGGAGAAAAGAAGGAGUGUCCACCGACUGAAGAGACAGAGCCAUGCAAACUCAACAGGAACUGCUUUCACUACACCUACAACAUCACUGAAUGGAGUACCUGUCAGCUCAGUGACAAAGCAGUGUGUGGAAAUGGAUUCAAAACCCGCAUGCUGGACUGUGUGCGUAGUGAUGGUAAAUCUGUAGACCUCAUCUUCUGCAAAGAGCUUGGUCUGGAGAGAAAGUGGCAAAUGAAUGCAUCCUGUGUUGUGGAGUGUCCUGUUAACUGCCAGCUGUCUGACUGGUCACCAUGGUCUGGCUGUAGUCACACAUGUGGACUGGCAGGCAAACUGUGGAGGAGACGGACGGUGAUCCAAGCUCCGCAGGGUGAUGGGAGGCCAUGUCCAUCCCAAAUGGAGCAGUGGAAGCCCUGCCUGGUGAAGCCCUGCUACAGGUGGAGAUACAGCACCUGGUCUGAGUGCAAAUCUGAGGUCAAUUAGCCUUCCUCUUCUUCUUCAACAUAUUUACCAGAAUAUGUGGUGGACGAUGAACUGUGUGGGGAUCUGGAGCCCUCAGUAGAAGGAAACACACAGAUAGUUCUGCAGGAAGCCUGUACUGUACCCUGUCCAGGAGAGUGCUACUUGACAGACUGGACUGUUUGGAGUUCAUGCCAGCUAAGCUGCAUAAAUGGAGCUGACCUGGGCUUCGGUUCAGUCCAAGUUCGAUCUAGAGCCGUGGUGGCCCAGGAUCCAGAGAACCUGCUGCAGUGUCCCGAACAAGAGCUUGAAGCACGACCGUGCACAGACGGUGAAUGUUUUGAUUACAAGUGGAAAUCUGGACCAUGGAGAGGCUCGUCUCGGCACGUCUGGUGUGAGCGUUCGGAUGGUCUCAAUGUCACAGGUGGAUGCCUUACAACAGCCAAACCAAAGGCAGACCGAUCGUGUAACCCACCAUGCACCAAGCCACAGUCCCUGUGCACAGAGGCGGGUGUGUGUGGCUGUGAAGAUGGCUACACUGAAGUGAUGACAUCUGAUGGCUUGCUGGACCAGUGCACUCUCAUUCCAGUGCUAGAGAUCCCCACUGCAGGUGACAACAAGGCUGACGUUAAGACGAUCCGAGGCUUCAACCCCACUCAACCUGCAGCCAGCUCACCGGGCAGGGCAGGACGCACCUGGUUCCUGCAGCCCUUUGGUCCAGAUGGGAAGCUGAAAACCUGGGUGUAUGGAGUAGCAGCAGGAGCAUUUGUGCUGCUUGUCUUUAUAAUCUCCAUGACAUACUUAGCAUGCAAAAAGCCAAAGAAGCCACAGAGACGCCAGAUGAACAACAGACUGAAGCCUUUGACUCUGGCUUACGAUGGAGAUGCAGACAUGUAGAAGUCUUCCUGCUCAACGUACAAACAUUUGUCCUCCUUCAGAACUUACGGCAUCGCCGUGGAAACCCUUUGAUAUCAGCGCCAAUGCUGAGACUCGUUCACAUGCAAAAGAAGAACCUCAAAGAUCAAGACUGACCACGUUCAUUAGCAGCCUAGUUUUCCCCGUCUGUUUUUAAAUGUUCAUUUUGGCAUUUUUUUCACAAGAGCCUUCAUGGAUUCUUUGUUUCCUGCUGAAAGUCCUCCUUUGCUUCUUUGCCAUCUACCACUGCCCAAAAUAUUCAAACAACAGUCACUGAAUAGUGUCUCCGCAGAACAAAUACUUCUGUGAAAAUCAUUCCCUCGUUUUUUUCACUGCUCGGUGACAUUGCCUUGAUAUCACUCGUUCUGUGUCAAAUGAACAUUCGGAGGCCUGAGUGUCAUUAUGGCUUCGGUGCAUCUCACAGGAAACAACAUGACGAGGAGACAAAAAGGAGCUUAAUAAAUCCCAGAGACAGCAUCACUUCUGCCUGCCUGUCCCUUCUCCAUUUUUCAGGGAUAAUUUUGCACUAUAUUAGUGCAGCAUGAUAUGUACUUAGGUCUAGGUAUGCCUGUCUCAAUACAGAUGUUGUAGAAAUGUACAGAAGAAGGCUUUUUUGCAAACGAAAACUCACCAAUGUUUGUAAUUAUUUUUCUUCUAUUGCCUCUUUUUACAUGAUUUGAUGGGACUUUGUGUAAAUAGGAUUUUUUUUAAUGUGGUCUCAACUUUAUCUUUCUAUCAUGUCUAGCUAAAUGUUCCAAACUCUGCCAGUUAAUCUCUGACAUUUUUUUUUUACUAAUUGUAACAACCGUUUUAAUUUCAAUUUAAUUUAUAUAGUGCCAAAUCACAACAUCGAGGCACUUUAUAUUAUAAGAUAAAGACCCUACAAUCAAACCAACCCCCUUUGAACAAGCACUUGUUGACAGUGGGAAGGAAAAACUCCCUUUUAACAGGAAGAAACCUCUGACAGAACAGGCUCAGGGAGGGGCGGCCAAAUUUCAGAACCAGUUGGGGGUUGUGUGAUUUUAUCUUUGUAAAUACGUAACAUACAUCAAAAUCUUCUGUGGAAAAUUCAAACAUCAUGAAAGCCUUUAGAUUAUUACAUGGAAAGAACAAAGAAAAAGUCUAAAAAAACUAAACAUGGAAGAUAAGUUCAUCAUCAAAUUGUUUCUUUCAUCCCCAAGAACUCUCAGUUAAGUCCAUCUAAGAAAUAUUAUAUUUAACACCAAAUUUUUGACUUUAGCGCUGUUUGUUUGUUUUUUUAAUUCAUUAUUGAAAUUAAUGGCUUUACCAGUGGCUACUAAGUUUGGACCACUUGUUAUUUACUUACGAUCAGCUACGAGUGUACAUCUUUAAGCUUGGUUCUGCACCAGUUAUGUGGUGAAUUUGGGAAUCUCUCAGCCUGGCUUCUUUCUGAUAUGUCAGCCCGUUCUCACUCCCGAGGCGUAACAUGCCGACAUUUUGUCACGUCCCGCGGCGUUCCUGAGGAACACGAAAGGAGACCUUCAGCGUUGUUAUGGUACGCGGCGGGUUAUGGGCGAAAUCCAGUGCAAUGACGCUCCCGCGGUAAUAGACGUUCCAGCCCUGUAUUCCAGCCCUAAACCUAACCUUAUCCCUAGCCCUAACCAUAACCUUUUU
Messenger RNA from Neolamprologus brichardi, 7142 nucleotides. The record is from RefSeq and is a predicted model, not a curated record. Lineage: Eukaryota; Metazoa; Chordata; Actinopteri; Cichliformes; Cichlidae.